Messenger RNA from Amborella trichopoda, 1317 nucleotides. Its product is annotated as aspartic proteinase CDR1. Lineage: Eukaryota; Viridiplantae; Streptophyta; Magnoliopsida; Amborellales; Amborellaceae. Gene Ontology annotation, cellular component: extracellular region. The record is from RefSeq and is a predicted model, not a curated record.
AUGCAUGACUCCUCUGUUUCUUCCUCAGACAUCUUUGGGCUGUCUGUAGAACGCUCCUUUUUUCGCAUCCGAUACAUCCGAUCAGUCCUUGCCGGCAAAUCCUCACCAUCAAAAAUUGAAUCACCAGUGAAGGUAGCUCCCUUUGAGUACCUCAUGAGGGUCGGGAUUGGGACCCCGGCAAAGCCAUACUGGCUUAUUGCCGACACUGGGAGUGACCUAACUUGGACUCAGUGCCGCCCCUGUGACAUAUGCUUUAAGCAAAAGGCACCGAUUUUUGACCCCAGUUCAUCUUCGACAUAUCACCCCCUCAAGUGCUCCACACCACUGUGCCGAGCCCUUGAGGGUGAUCGCAUAUGUGAUGGCUCCUCAUGCCAAUACCAAUAUGCAUACGGCGACGGCUCAGCCACUCUUGGUAAUCUUUCAACUGAAACUUUCACAUUUGAAUCCCCAAAAUCCACCAUUGCAUCCCUUAAUCCCAGCAUACGUGCUAAAUCCAGUUCUGGUGCGACCGGUAUCAAUCCCACUAAAACUAGUACUAGUACCAGUCUUAGUACUAAUCAUGUCAUUGGUGCCAAAAUCAAAGGGAUCGGGUUCGGUUGUAGCUUCUCAAACACCGGGAACAUGGGCGGUGAUGGUGAAGCUGGUCUGGUUGGGCUUGGAGGUGGGCCCUUGUCGCUAGUCUCUCAAAUAGGGAGCUCAAUCUCGAACAAAUUCUCGUAUUGCCUUGCCUCAAGGCAUGAGAAUAACACGAUGAGUGUGUUGAACUUUGGCAAGAAUGCCGAUAUCUCGGGCCCGAAUGUUUCGAGUACACCAAUAGUUCAGAUGAAAGCGAUUCCAACCUUCUAUUUCUUGAAUCUGUCGGAUAUUAGCAUCGGUUCGAAGAGGCUUCACAUUCCUCAAGGGACCUUUGAUCCAAGCCCAAGUGGAGACAGUGGGCUCAUCAUAGAUUCAGGCACCACUAUGACUGUCCUGUCAUCUAUGGCCUUCAGUUCAGUGCUCAAAGGAUUAAAUAAAACUGCCGAAUUUCCACCUCUUGAUAAUCCUCCAGAACCAUUUGAAGCCUGCUACAAAGUGCCGGAUCCUCAUAGGAUCACUGGAUUACCGGACAUUACGUUCCACUUUUCCGGCAAUGCUGACUGGAAGUGGGAACCAAGAAAUUCAUUUUAUAUCAUGCCAAAGAAUGUGGUUUGCUUGCUCAUGGGAAGAUCUUCUGAUAUUUCCAUUCUGGGAAAUAUGCAGCAGCAAAAUAUGGUGGUUGAGUAUGAUCUUAAGGAGAAGAAGUUGUCCUUUGCACCAGCUCGUUGUAGCCAGUUCUAG